Molecule: messenger RNA, 3630 nt
Organism: Chara braunii
Lineage: Eukaryota; Viridiplantae; Streptophyta; Charophyceae; Charales; Characeae
Source: the annotation of a GenBank genome assembly
GGCGGGAGCACGUCUGCGAAGCUGGCAGAGACGCAUACAUAGUCUCUCUCUGGCUCCUUGUGUGCCUCUCUGUGUGUCUCUUUUUGUGUCUCCUUUCCCUCCCUCAUGUUUGCGUUGAACUUGAUCUGAGUGGUCGUUCACUUCUUCUAUCUGACGGUCAGCGUGGGGGCAAUUGUGAUAGAGAACGAUGUUAACAUGCGUCGACGGGUCCGCAUUGCUCUCGAAGAUGACGGCGGGAGCAAGCCUGCGAAGCUGGCAGAGUGUGUGGGCGAGCGGACAGGAGAGAUUGUGCCAGAGGAAGAGCAGUCAUCACCAAUGGGGGAAGAGGGCAGCGGAUCCGCCGUAGAGGGCGGAGGAGAGGAGCUGAAGCCCGCGGGUUGCAUUGCGCGGGACUCUCACGGUCGAGGGCGGCGCGCUGCGUCGGCAUCCGCGCGCUCGUGGGGCGCGCGAUCGGCCGUUGCUGGCGGAAAGAGUCUGGGUGCUAUCUGCAGGACGGCGGCUUCCGCUUCCGUGAGAACACUCGCCGCUGGGGAUCGCAGAAAGGUCGCAAUUACGGGUAUGGCAGGUCGGGGAGCUCAUAAGGGGCCACAAGCGCAGAAGGGGCCACAAACUAAAUCGGAACCCCUGGGACUUGGGGGUAUGUCUCAUAUUUCAAAUAUUUCGCUAUGGAUUCCCGUGUCUGUCCGAGAUGGACGGAUUUGGGAAAAAGCGCGAAAGGUUUUAUGGCCCAUUAUAUUCGGGCCGGGUCGAUCUUCCCACGAUCUCCUGGAGGAAGCGAAGCAUCGGGCAGCGGUGGUGUUAUUCCUCAUCGUCGUUUUGGCGUACUUGAUGUCUCUGACAAGCGAGUCUGUUUUGGUCAAUAUUCCGAUCGCUGCGCUCAUGCUUGCUGGGAUGCGGCGUCUGUAUCUUGAAGUUGACUUCAACUGGAGAUGGAGACCUUCGUUGAUGAAUCGAGGACAAGAGUCAGUUCAAGGGUUUCAAUCAGCCUCACCAGUGUGGCAGCCUCUGGUUACACCAGCGUCUGCUUCAACUCCGUCAGAGCAUUCUUUCCUGCACCAUUCCCCUUCCAUGCCACCUCGUUCGGAAACGGUGGGCGUGGAUGGUGUCUGGCGACAAGCAAUAAAUGCUCCAGCGGUCGAAGCUGCAAUCGACGAUCUGAUGCGAGCUGUGCUCGAUGAGUUUGUGACAAAUCUCUGGUACCGCUCCUUCACACCUGACCAAGACGCGACGGAGGAGUUGCGCUUACUUCUCAACACUGCCAUUGGAGAGAUUGCCAAGCGUGUGAAGAAAGUCAAUCUUAUUUCACUUCUUGCGAGGGAUGCAGUGGAGCUCCUUGGGAAGCAGCUGGACUUGUUUAGAAGAACAAGGGAGAGGAUUGGAGAGCAGCUGCUGGAGACACUUCCCUCUGGCGAGAGGGAUGAGCAAAUCAGGCAGGCAAUGGAUGCUGCAGGCGAUUUGCAUGUGUCUUUGACCUCUGUGGAUGCAGAAUACAAGGUGCUCCGGCGCUUGAUGGGCGGUGUUGUGGCGAUUAUACUGAGGCCAGAAGAGGCGCAUUGUGGGGUCCUGAGAUGUUUAGCAAGGGAGCUGCUCGCAUGUGCGCUCAUGAAACCUGUCAUGAAAUUUGCCAGCCCCGGGUACAUCAAUGAAGUUAUUUUGUUGUUGGUGCCAUCGUUGGAGGAGAGAAGUGAGAGACAUCGGCGUGCUUGUGCCUCAACCCCCGAGAGUAGUGCACAAGAUAAGAAGCUACGUGGAUCUCCCAAGCAAACCAUAGUGAUACCAGUUCAGCCAAGUGACGAAGCACCCGUACGGACACCAACUCCACGAGCAGCGGCUGAGGCAGCAUCAGUGCCAACGCCAGGCUUAAGACCAGUCCCAACACCGGUGCCUUUCCCGCCUGUGCUGGCCUCAUCAUCUUUGGAUGCACAAUCUGAAAGCAUGAGCUCUUCAGCAUCUGUUGGCAGCAGUGGAAAGGAUAGGAGGUGCAGCAGCAGAAACAAAUCCCGGCCUGGUAGUGGAUCAGGGGUGUAUGAUGGGUACAAGGGGCCUGCUGAACUGGAUGGGAGGAAGAUAGUGGUAUGCUAUCAGGAGAAUGGCGUUGUGGAAGGAGCUGUAUUGUCUUUGCCUCAUCAGGGGAAAACUGCUAUGUCGAAGAGGUCUGUGUCACCACCUAUGAGAGACACUGGGGAAAUGGAGCAAGCUCGUAAGGACCAAGUCAACAAAGGUCAUCUUGGUGGGGUGAAACUGGAUAAAGAGGAGACCAGGUGCAAAUAUGUGGACGGGCGGAGCAAGGCAUUGGUCACAGAGCACUGGGAUGGGCUGUGGACUGGUGUGGAUGGUAAAGGCCGAAGGCAACAGAGUGCGCUGGUGAAAGGGGAGGAAAAAGAAAAUGGGGGGGUAAAGACGGCCAUGGCUGAGAGCAAGUCAGGGCAGGAGAGGAAAUCGGAAGCAGAAGGCAGAAAGAGACCAAAGAGAGACACUGUGCAGAGAGAAAAGGAGGUGGUGGCUGGUCCAGAAAGGCCUGCUUCAGACGUGUUUGCCAAAGUGCAGAAAGGGGCAAUAAUGGCUAAAGAAAGACCCGGUUCGGAUCAGUCUGUCAACGCAAGUGUGAAGUCAGAUGUGGAGAAGGACGAGAGCAUGGAGCUUUUAUCGUUGAAAGGGAGGAGGCAGAAUGAAGGGGUCAACAUGGGGGAGGAGGAAGACGGGGAGAGGUAUUUUGGAAGCUUCAGGCAACAACAGCGUGAAAACAAGUUCCGUAGACUGUUUGAUGAUGAUAGAGUGGAAGAGAUCAGAGGGAUUGGAUUCCUCGGGAUGGAGGAUAAGGGAAUUGUCUGGAGGGUGGGACAGAGCUGCCAGAGCACCCUUGUAGCAAGAUCAGAUCCGAAUCGAUCCAGCUGUUCAGGGCAAAGGGGGGGAAUGGGUAAAGCGGCCACGUUAGAAAUGGCUCAGGAUACUGAGAACUUUUCAGGUUCUCAACAGCGGCCAAGUACAAUUCACGAGGUCAAAGGGUCGUCUUCUGCUUCUCAGCACCAUCAAAGUGUGAGUUGUCUUCCAGGAAUAGAGAUGAAGCUGAGUGAAGAAGAUGAGAUGGAUGCAGUGGACUUGGACGAAGUGGACUCCGUGUCCACGCUCAGGCGGCAUGGCAAAGUGAACCUUGAUCGGCCAAUUCCCACUGCACAAGAGAAGAAAGAGGAGAUAGAGGAAGUGCACUUGAAAGGAAAUAGAUGGGAGGAUCAGCCUGUGGUAGGGAGAAUGAAUGAGCAUCAGCGAUCGUCAAGCGUGAAUCUUAGAGUUGCCGGUGACAGGUUGACUCUUCUCAGACGUUCUGCGAGCGAUAUGGGAUGUUCCUCGUCAACGUUUGACGCCACAAUUAAGCUGCAAGCAAAGGUUGUGGACACUUGGUUGCAAGAAGCCGGAUUGAAGUCCUUUGUAGUAUAUACAAUAUUUGUCACUCAUGUGGAUGGAAGUGAUUGGAUUGUAAAUAGGAGAUAUCGAAACUUUGAACAGUUGCACGGAGUGCUAAAGGAGAUGCCACAAUACAGGCUUAAGUUGCCGCCCAAGCUAUUUACAGGACCUACUGGCGAUCCCUAGCAUUGCUGAGAGCCAUGCUGUUUGUGAUUUCCUUAGCUCGGA